UCCCGCGUUCCAAGUUAAGCGGAAAUAGAAAUCCUUCUUUUCUCUAUUUAAGCGCGCCAACAAAGGCUGUCCUAUAGGGUCUGUCUGUACUUUAUUCGCGGAAUAACAGACCGUUGUUUAUUGUCCUUUUCCGGCGUCUUUACUGCCUUUCUGAAGAUAUGCCAGAGGAAACGUCCGUCGCGUCGAGCUCUGAGAGUGCAGAGGAGAAGCCAUGCUCAUCGACAGCUGCUGCAGCAGGCAGCUCAGUUGAAGUUCUGGAGGAGGCAAAGAAACUGAUUGGCACAGGGAAAAGGCAUCUGGUGAUGGGGGAUGUUGUUUCUGCUGUCAAUGUUUUCCAGGAGGCCUGUAGCAUGCUGGCUGAAAAAUAUGGGGACACUGCAGAUGAGUGUGGCGAGGCCUUCUUCCUUUGUGGGAAAUCUCUGUUGGAACUUGCUAGGAUGGAGAACAGUGUCCUUGGCAAUGCCCUGGAGGGAGUCCCAGAAGAAUCAGAGGAAGAGGAGCAGCCCAGCAGCUCAAAUGUUGAGAGUCCAGACAACCUUGAUGAAAAAACAAGAGAUGAGCUGCGACAGCAGGUAUAUGAUGCAAUGGCAGAGAAGGAAAAGGCUGAGGAUCCACAUUCUCCUGUGACUGGGGAUGAGAAGAGCUUAACUCAGGAAACUGAGAUGGAUGGAGUUUCUUCUGUGAAAAGUGUGCGGGAAGGAUCACUUGGAAAAGAAACUGAGAUUGAACAGAAGGCUGACAGUUCAGAAGAGCAGACUGGCAAUGGGACUGGGGUGAAACCAGUGAGAGGAUGUGAUGAGGACAAAGAGGAAACGGAGGAUGAUGACGACGACGAUGAUGAUGAUGAUGACGACGAUGAUGAUGGAGAGAAAAAUGGACAAGAUAAGGAAGAAGAGGAAGUUGGGAAUUUGCAGUUGGCAUGGGAAAUGCUAGAAGUAGCUAAAGUCAUCUACAAAAGAAAGGAAAGCACAGAGGAUCAGCUAAUGGCAGCCCAGGCAUAUCUGAAACUUGGAGAAGUCAGUGCUGAAUCAGGUAACUAUCCUCAGGCACUUGAUGACUUCCAGGAGUGUCUUGCCCUGCAGCUGAAAUACUUGCCUCCCCACAUUCGUCUGUUGGCUGAGACCCACUACCAUGUUGCUACUACGCUCUGCUAUAUGGAUCAGUACAGCCAGGCCAUCCAGCACUACAACAGCUCCAUAAAGGUCAUUGAGACCCGUUUGGCCAUGCUGCAGGAGGUGAUCGAUGCAGCCGAAGGCGCAGAUGGAGCAGCAGAGGAGAAAACUGAGCUGGAUGAGCUAAAGCUGCUUUUGCCUGACAUCCGGGAAAAAGUGGAGGAUGCCAAGGAAAGCCAGAAAACAGCCAGUGCUGCCUCACAGGCCAUCCAGCAGACACUAGGUGGUGCAUCAACUUCAUCAGCAUUCCUUUGUGAAAAUGGCAGCACUUCAUCGGCAGCUUUUGCAACAACCAGUCAGGUUCCAGUUAAAACUGAGAGUUCCUCAUCUUCCAAAGCAGUCUCUGACAUCUCUCACCUCGUCAGGAAAAAGAGGAAACCAGAGGACGAGAGCCCAGUAAAGGACACUGAUGCUAAACAAGCGAAACAGGAAGCCACAGUUAAUGGCAGCGGUGACUCUAGUGCCAGCAACGGCAAUGGAGUCCAGGAGGGGAAAUCGCAGGAGUCUGCCACCCAGUCUGCAUCUGUCGAGUCCCCGGCGUGACAGUCUUCACCUCUUUACUGAGCUCAGAAACCAGCACGUCAUGCCUGUCCAGCCCCUAUACACCUUUCAGCACUCUUGUUUCUGUAAAUAAGAUCCAUUUUCAUAGAUUUGUCUGUCAAGUUUUUGUAUACUUGUAGUAAAAAUAAAGAAUCUGCAGAUGUAACUAUGCAA
This is a messenger RNA of Maylandia zebra (zebra mbuna), 1886 nucleotides long. The record is from RefSeq and is a predicted model, not a curated record. NCBI's taxonomy places the organism in Eukaryota, Metazoa, Chordata, Actinopteri, Cichliformes, Cichlidae.